Botrytis cinerea B05.10 is the source of this 3323-nucleotide messenger RNA. RefSeq lists its product as hypothetical. Gene Ontology annotation, cellular component: vacuolar membrane. Gene Ontology annotation, molecular function: amino acid transmembrane transporter activity. The transcript has 2 exons. The record is from RefSeq and is a predicted model, not a curated record. Gene Ontology annotation, biological process: amino acid transmembrane transport. Bases 1257 to 3050 code for a protein of 597 amino acids. NCBI's taxonomy places the organism in Eukaryota, Fungi, Ascomycota, Leotiomycetes, Helotiales, Sclerotiniaceae.
GGUCAAUGUAUCUAGGCAAGAGAUAGCUAGUGGGCUGAAAUGCUUACCGCGGAGUUGAGAAAAGAAUUGAUCACGUGUCAGAGUUAGUUUUGCCGAAUAACCAUGAGCUCACGUUCCCUCCAAUCACGAAUCUUCAAUUUUCUCAACGAUGUCAUUCAUGGACAUGAACGUUUGUUACAUCAACCGCAUCAACAUUCGAGCCCCAGCAAAACAUGCCUGUCUGUACUCGUCGCCUGCUUCUGUGCCACCGGAGGAUUUUGUCGUUAGGCAGAAAUCAAUAUCACAGAUAGCAAGCCACUGAUUAUAUCGUUCAUUUCCAUUCGUUGAUUCGGUCUCAUCACUAUCUUCCCACUAGAUUGUUAGAGAUACCACCGGCCGCGAAUAGCCAUCAUGUAGAUGUCAGAGUCGAUGUCUUCAAUAUUCUCGAUACUCUCUACCACCAUCGAAUUCAAAUCAGAUACAGUCAGCUUUUAGUGGCCUCCCCUCUUGCCGGACUUCUACUGCAUCGAAAUGCUCGAUGCUUACAACGUUGCACUCGUGAAUGGUCAUGGCAAGUAAUUGCGGCAUGCCAAGCACAUGCGAUCGGUAGUCGGAAGUUAGAACAAGCUUUUCCAAGCCUUUUCUACAAGUUAUUGAUAACUGUUUGGCUGGCGCGAAGCAAAGAGCGAAGCAUAAGAUGACCAGGUCCAAGGAAGGGUAGCUGGUGAUAUCAGCAUUCAGUUUGACGGGAAUUAUCUCCUGUUGGAAGCCACCGUCUUGAAUAGGAAGGUGUGCAUGCCGCCAUGCUUUGACCCCGGAAAGUAUUAUCAAGAUAAUGAACUAUUGGCUGCUUUCUGAAGCUUUCAAACUUUAUUUACGAAAUUGUGUCAAAUUAUCAAGGUUUGGCGAACUUCACCUAUCAUUCUAGAAAGCGAAUCAGCCAAUGGUAAUACAUCGCGAUCACAAUUUUUGUCCUUUAUUCAAACCCUUGAAUAUCAUCGUCCUUGCCGUUGGUGGAAUACCUACUAAUUGCUUCGGAUGCAUUAAUAUUUCGGUUCAUACUUGUCUGCAUGAUCAUCACGUUAGCUACUUGAAGAAGGUGUGAGCGAAACGCCACUUCUACCCCUCUCAUGCACGUUUUCAAUUGUGUUAACUGAUAUUUAUAUACUCCAUCUUCCCUUCACGAUGGGAGUUUCCAAGUCCGUUUAUUAUUUUUAUUCUACAGCAAGUCUUGGAGGCAUAUUCCCUUGACUUGGUCUCCCCAUAUAUUGCCCAACAUGACUACACCCAUGGCAAGUCUCGCCCUAGAAGGUGGUGAUCCACGAGAUCCUCAUCAUCCCAUAAUAGAUGUUGCUAAGGCUACGGAACUGGCACUGCCUUCUAUACAUGACCCUAGUAUCACUUUCGAAGAAUAUAUAUACUGGGCCGAAAUCACUCGUGCUGAGGAGAAAGUUGCGAAUGAGAAGUUUAUUACUGCUCAAGGACCGAGAAAUUGGAAAUCCACGAUCAAGAAUCGAUUCUCCACGGGAAAAGCUGCAAAAGAAUCAUUUGACACUCCACCCGCAACAACCUUAACUUCAAACGAAAAAUACGGUGUAGACGAGAAGUCUGUUAUUCCUGGUGGGCCAGUACAACCAACUGUUUCGGAGGCUGAGUGGAAGAAUGCGAGUCGUGCUGUUCGUACCGCUGGUUGGUCAGGUGUCUUUUAUCUCAUUACAACUGAUAUCCUUGGUCCUUUCAGUGUUCCUUGGGCCUUUGCCCAGAUGGGCUACGGGCCGGGAAUUGCCCUCUACACUGUAUUUGGCGGAUUUGCUUUAUACUCCGGCUGGCAAAUCUUCAGCAUCUUUCUUGCGCUUGACUCAGAUAAAUACCCUGCAAAGUCGUUUGCUGAUCUGUUCUUUCGUGUUUUUGGUCCUUGGGCUCGUCAUGGUAUCAAUGUCGCCCAGUGCAUCCAACUUUUAUUCACUGUGUCUAUCCUUAUUCUCUCCAACGGCCAAUCCAUUUCCCAAAUCGCCAAGGGAAAUCUAUGCUUUGUUGCUUGUUUGAUAGUUUUCAUGGCUGCUGGUAUGAUCUUGGGACAAAUUCGCACGCUUCAAAGAUUCGGCUGGCUCGCAAACUUCGCAGUCUGGAUCAACGUCCUCAUAAUUUUCAUCUGUAUGGGUGUCGUAGCUAAUUCACCUCCUAAUUAUGCUUCUGUUGAAGCUUCGUAUGGAGAAGCCUUUGGCCCAGGUAAAGUGCACCGUUACGCGGGAACGCCACCACCUGGAAAAGCAACCGGGGGAGACGGGUUCGUUGGCUCUCUAAAUGGACUAAACCAAGCAGUUUAUUCUUAUGGGGGCGCUAUGCUUUUUGUUGCUUUCCUCGCCGAAAUGCGCCAUCCCAUGGAUUUCUGGAAGGGCCUCAUCUGUGCUGAUCUAUUCAUCUACUUUGUAUACAUGUUCUUUGGUAUCUUCGUUUAUUCUUAUCAAGGUCAAUAUUCGUUCAAUCCUGUCAUCCAAGGUCUUUCGCCCUACAACUGGCAAACUGCAGCAAACAUCAUGAAUCUGAUCACUGGUCUUAUUGCCGCCGUACUCUACGGUAACAUUGGUAUCAAAGUGGCAUACAUUGAAGUUUUCCAAGGUCUUCUCAGAGCGCCACCUUUAACCACCAAAUCCGGUAAAAUACUCUGGAUUGCAAUGGUACCCCUAUACUGGGCAAUCGCUUUCGUUGUCUGUGCUGCAAUCCCUCAAUUCUCUUACAUUUCCGGUCUUGUGGGCGCACUUUUCAUUCUCCAAUUCACAUACACAUUUCCAGCUAUUCUCGGGUUUGGAUACCAGAUCCAAAAAGAUGCCAUGCUUCCAGAAGAGUCAUUUAAUCCUUCAACUGGGACGUAUAGUUAUGUUGAUAGGGGCGUCAAGAGAUGGAUUAGGGGAUUCAAGGUUAAUUGGUGGUUCAACAUCUUCAACUUUGUCUACUUCCUUGGGGCAUUGACAACGGCGGCGUUGGGUAUUUACACCAGUUGUCUUGGUUUGAUGGGUGCUUUUGAUGGAGCUAGUUCAGCAUCUAGUUUUGGUUGCACGUCACCUGUUUAGGUGUGUGUAAUCUCUUGUUGAAGCAUAGAAUCGGUGGUUGGAGUUGCAUGGGUGGAUUAACCUAGCGAAGAAGGAUGAGGGGUUCAAGAUGUAUGACUCCCAAAUGCGGAAAGGAAAUCUGAAGUGUCUAUGAGGGGCAUUGAAUCGUAUUCAUGUUCCAAGGGUAAUUCUUCAACGGAAAAUGAUGUUAGUUGUAUGAAGAUCUAGUGGGGCUACUUUUUUUUAGUCGUACCUUCACAUUUUAAUAAAUUAAUUUUGCUGCAUAAUAAGCCA